CGGCGGCGCCCAACGAUGACCGCUCCCUGGCGGCGCCUCCGGAGUCUGGUUUGGGAAUACUGGGCCGGGCUCCUCGUGUGCGCCUUCUGGAUCCCAGAUUCGCGCGGGAUGCCGCACGUCAUCCGGAUCGGAGGAAUCUUUGAGUAUGCAGAUGGCCCCAACGCCCAGGUCAUGAAUGCCGAGGAGCACGCCUUUCGAUUUUCUGCCAACAUCAUCAACAGGAACAGGACCUUGCUGCCUAACACGACCUUGACCUAUGACAUCCAGAGGAUUCACUUCCAUGACAGCUUUGAGGCAACCAAGAAGGCCUGUGACCAGUUGGCGCUGGGCGUAGUGGCAAUCUUCGGGCCGUCGCAGGGCUCCUGCACCAACGCCGUCCAGUCCAUCUGCAACGCUCUGGAGGUGCCUCACAUCCAGCUGCGUUGGAAGCACCACCCGCUGGACAACAAGGACACCUUCUACGUGAACCUCUACCCUGACUAUGCCUCACUCAGCCACGCCAUCCUUGACCUGGUCCAGCACCUCAAGUGGCGGUCAGCCACCGUGGUCUACGACGACAGUACAGGGCUCAUCCGGCUGCAGGAGCUCAUCAUGGCUCCAUCAAGGUACAACAUCCGCCUGAAGAUCCGCCAGCUGCCCAUCGACUCGGACGACGCACGCCCCCUACUCAAGGAGAUGAAGCGCGGCCGUGAGUUCCGCAUUAUCUUUGACUGCAGCCAUACCAUGGCAGCCCAGAUCCUCAAGCAGGCCAUGGCCAUGGGCAUGAUGACUGAGUACUACCACUUCAUCUUCACCACUCUGGAUCUCUACGCGCUAGACCUGGAGCCCUACCGCUACUCAGGGGUGAACCUGACGGGCUUCCGCAUACUCAAUGUGGACAACCCCCAUGUCUCGGCCAUCGUGGAGAAGUGGUCCAUGGAGCGGCUGCAGGCAGCUCCCCGGGCAGAGUCCGGCCUGUUGGACGGAGUGAUGAUGACUGAUGCGGCCUUACUGUACGACGCUGUACACAUCGUGUCCGUGUGCUACCAGCGGGCGCCCCAGAUGACAGUGAAUUCCCUGCAAUGCCACCGGCACAAGGCCUGGCGUUUUGGUGGCCGCUUCAUGAACUUCAUCAAAGAGGCUCAGUGGGAAGGAUUAACUGGACGGAUUGUUUUCAACAAAACCAGUGGUUUGAGGACGGAUUUUGAUCUGGACAUCAUCAGCCUGAAGGAGGAUGGCCUGGAGAAGGUUGGCGUGUGGAGUCCUGCUGAUGGACUCAACAUCACAGAGGUCGCCAAAGGCCGGGGCCCUAACGUCACUGACUCUCUAACAAACAGGUCUCUCAUCAUCACCACAGUGCUGGAGGAGCCCUUUGUCAUGUUCCGGAAGUCUGACCGGACCUUGUAUGGGAAUGACCGGUUCGAGGGCUACUGCAUAGACCUGCUCAAGGAGCUGGCGCACAUCCUGGGCUUCUCCUAUGAGAUCCGGCUGGUGGAGGACGGCAAGUAUGGGGCGCAGGACGACAAGGGCCAGUGGAACGGCAUGGUCAAGGAGCUCAUUGAUCACAAGGCAGACCUGGCUGUGGCGCCACUAACCAUCACUCACGUCCGUGAGAAGGCUAUUGACUUCUCCAAGCCCUUCAUGACCCUUGGUGUGAGCAUCCUGUAUCGCAAGCCCAACGGCACCAACCCCAGUGUCUUCUCCUUCCUCAACCCACUGUCCCCGGACAUCUGGAUGUAUGUGCUUCUUGCCUACCUGGGGGUCAGCUGUGUCCUCUUUGUCAUUGCCAGGUUCAGCCCCUAUGAGUGGUACGAUGCUCACCCCUGCAACCCUGGCUCUGAAGUGGUAGAAAACAACUUCACUCUGCUCAACAGCUUCUGGUUUGGAAUGGGCUCCCUGAUGCAGCAAGGGUCUGAACUGAUGCCCAAAGCCCUGUCUACACGCAUCAUUGGGGGCAUCUGGUGGUUCUUCACACUCAUCAUCAUCUCUUCCUACACGGCCAACCUGGCUGCCUUUCUCACUGUGGAGCGCAUGGAAUCACCCAUCGACUCUGCCGAUGACCUGGCCAAGCAAACCAAAAUCGAAUAUGGGGCUGUCAAGGAUGGGGCCACCAUGACCUUCUUCAAGAAAUCCAAGAUCUCUACCUUCGAGAAGAUGUGGGCAUUUAUGAGCAGCAAGCCCUCGGCGCUGGUGAAGAACAACGAGGAGGGCAUCCAGCGGACCCUGACAGCCGACUAUGCGCUGCUUAUGGAGUCCACCACCAUCGAGUACAUCACCCAGAGGAACUGCAACCUCACCCAGAUUGGGGGCCUCAUCGACUCCAAGGGCUAUGGCAUCGGCACGCCCAUGGGAUCUCCUUACCGGGACAAGAUUACCAUCGCCAUCCUGCAGCUGCAGGAGGAGGACAAGCUGCACAUCAUGAAGGAGAAGUGGUGGCGGGGCAGCGGGUGUCCCGAGGAGGAGAACAAGGAGGCCAGUGCCCUGGGCAUCCAGAAGAUCGGUGGCAUCUUCAUCGUCCUGGCGGCUGGCCUGGUCCUGUCUGUGCUGGUGGCCGUGGGCGAGUUUGUGUACAAGCUCCGCAAAACGGCAGAGCGAGAGCAGCGCUCCUUCUGCAGCACCGUGGCCGACGAGAUCCGUUUCUCCCUCACCUGCCAGCGUCGGGUCAAGCACAAACCACAGGCUCCCAUGAUGGUCAAGACCGACGCUGUCAUCAACAUGCACACAUUCAAUGACCGCCGGCUUCCAGGCAAGGACAGCAUGACCUGCAGUACAUCUUUAGCCCCCGUGUUCCCCUAGGCACAGGUUGGGUGGGGACCACAGGCCUGGGGCAAGGCAGAGGGAGGCAAAGGAGACUGGGAGGAACAGCCCAAUCCUCAAGUUGGGCUUGGGAACCAGAGCAGCUGCCUGCAUGCUGGGCCAGGAGCCCUCCGCCCUCAUCCACCAGGACACCAGCAGGCCCGCAAGCCCCUUCUUGGGCUAUGCCCUCCUCCUGUCUCUUCUGUGGGUUUCUAAAGCUGCCAGCCAAGAUAGCCAAGGCCAAAGGAAGCACAUCCCUCUCUCAGGCCAAAUUCACCCAUCCCAGUUCUUGUACUCUCCUCUACAGUCAGGAGUUUCUGCUAUGGCCCAGCAGAGGUUACAGAACUUGGAAGACAGCUCUUAGAGCGUUACUUCUCCCUCAAGAGGCCCAGGCUCUCUAGGGCUUGACCAUGAGGAGGGAGACGCAAACCUUGGCACCUUACAGUUGUUACAGUAUGGCCGUCAGUGGGAGCCCAGGGAUGGUCAAUCCCAUUUACCUGGGCAAAAGGAAGACUACAGCCUUCAGGGGCUGUUCACAUAAUCCUGUUCUUGUGGAUUUGGUUUUAUGUAUGGCCACCCCUCAGCAAAAAGAAAGGCAGAGUGGGAAGGAGAAGUUUGGGUAUGAGGGAGAAAAGAAUGCACAGAUAGAAGCCACCAUCCUGGAUUCUUGUGGAUAACAUCGCAACGGUUUCUGCAUCUUGAGAAGGUCUCCAGGAAAACACACAGUAUAGUGGUCAUGGCAAAUACUUCUCCACUUCUGUCCAGAAGAGAGAGGACCCCCUAAAUCUCUCACAAAGGAUGCCCAAUGACUCAGUUGAUAUUU
Octodon degus (degu) is the source of this 3598-nucleotide messenger RNA. It is a transcript of the gene Grik3, whose product is annotated as glutamate ionotropic receptor kainate type subunit 3. The coding region runs from base 16 to 2775 and encodes 919 amino acids. Gene Ontology annotation, molecular function: transmitter-gated monoatomic ion channel activity involved in regulation of postsynaptic membrane potential; kainate selective glutamate receptor activity. Gene Ontology annotation, cellular component: kainate selective glutamate receptor complex; plasma membrane; presynaptic membrane. Gene Ontology annotation, biological process: modulation of chemical synaptic transmission; monoatomic ion transport; synaptic transmission, glutamatergic. NCBI's taxonomy places the organism in Eukaryota, Metazoa, Chordata, Mammalia, Rodentia, Octodontidae. The record is from RefSeq and is a predicted model, not a curated record. The transcript is spliced from 16 exons.